AUGUCCCAGACCACGCCCCGCAAUCCCACAGCCAGCGAGUUAUUUUUCACCAAUUCCGAGUUUCAUGUGGUAAUUUGCCGUAACUGUGAGCAUGCCGUACGACGAGAUAAUAUUAUCACGCAUUUAACCAGUACCAACCACCGAGUCCCGCGUACGGUAGCGCAGUAUAUUGAGAGUUGCGUACAGCAAUGGGACCAUAUUGAGGACCAGCCCGAUAUUAUCCAUUGGCCCACCCAGAUUGAUAGCCCAAUACCCGGAUUAACCGUAUUUGAUGACGGUUUAUUGUGUUUACGGUGUGAGAGAUAUAUUUGCCGUACGAUGCAGUCAUUACGAGUCCAUUGGCAACGCGCACAUGAAUGGUCCCCCAGCACCCACCGGGGUCGUCCCAAACCAUCCGAGACCAGGCGUAUCCAGGAGGAUAUUAAUACCAGUUACCAGAGUGUGACAUGCCAACGUGUUUUCAAGCAUGGGUCCGGUUCCCAGUUCAUCCCCAUCCGCCAGCCCGAUCCACCGCGGGCCGAACCGGUGCCACCCGUGGAUGCCAUCCACCAGUUGGUCCAGCGCGUCCGAGCAUUCCAGGCCCAGCAGGCCCGCAGCCAGCAGACCGUGAUCCAGGCCGGGGAGAUCGACGAAGCCACGCCGUGGUUAAACCGUACGGGGUGGGUCCGGUAUUUACAGGGCAUUUCGUCCGCCCCGUUAGUGCAGUCCAUGGAGCGGCCGGACGAGGAUGCCGAGGGCCCCGAGGGUGCGGCAUGGGCCAUUUGGCAGGCCAUGGAGCGAUUGGCCAUGGUCAGCCAGCAGAUCACCCGGGCGAGUGGGUUUUUGGUGCGGAUUGAGGCCGCCCGCACGCAUAAGGCCGAUUCCCCGUACGAGCCGUUGUUGGCGUACAUGAAAGAAGCGGAGAUCAAGGACCAUAUUGAGCCGUGGCAGCGGAUAUUGAUGUUUUUCACCCGCACCCAGCAGCCGCACGAUUGGGAGAGUCCCCCGUACGAGUUCACCCCCGCACAGCAGCGGUCGUGGGAGAUCGUAUGGCGGCGUGCGCAGGCCGCGGGCCGGUCCAGCCCGGACCCCAUGGACCCCGAGCCGUACGAGUUAUCGCCGUUGGAGUGCGCGAUUAUGGAUUUUUGCAUCAAUUUGUUACGCCAGCGGAUCCGGCACCACGAGUAUGGGUGUGCGUUUAUAUGCGCAUCGGCCGUGUUGGGCCGGAAGUUGUCCGGAUGGGAUGGGGUGGAGGAUUACCCCCCCAAGAUAUCCAGUUUGAUCAAGAUCGCCCGUUUUUUGGUAUUGCAUAAGGCGUUGCGGUUAGACCCCGAUUCGUUGGCCAUCCGGCGUGGGUUCGCGCAGGGCAGCCAGGAGCCCCAUUUCCGUGGUGACGAUAUCCCCGUCGCGGACGGAUAUAUAUUUGACGGGGACGAGGGUUAUGCCAGCAGCCCCGUCCGAGAGACGCCCACCCCCCGUCCCAUGCCCGGAUCCCCCACCACGUCCAUUUUGGGACCCCCCACCCAGAUCCAGGGUCGUCGGGUGAUUCGUACGUUUCCCGAGUGGUUACGAUUGAUGGUGGAUGCGUUUAUGGUGCGUGGGACCCACGGGCCGGUCCAGUGGUUAUUGGAUUUACGCACGUACGGAAAGAAGGUGUUUUUCAACACCCCGUCCGAGGGGCAUAUCGGAUGGAAAGGCGAGGAUGAGUUGUUGUAUAAGCAGUUGCAUUUUACCAUGGGUGAUUUCCGUGGGAUGGUCCACGGGUUGGUCGAGAGCAUGCGGAACCAGUUUCACCAGCAGUUGAUAUUCGCCGAGGGUGCACAGAUCCCCAGUAUUGAUUUACAGGAUAUAUACGACGAUCCCACGCAGCGGACGGCGGAUUGGAGUUUUAUCAAGGAUUCCCGUACGCAGUGGCCCGUCCACGGGGCCGAGUGGUUGAUCCAGCGGGUGGCCCAGGAGCCCACGUUCCGGCGGCGAUUCAGCGAGCCGGACGGCCAGGGGUUCCGGAUGCGUGCAAUUGACCGGUAUUUUGCCGAGGUGGCCCGGUUCCGCGAGUGGUUAAGCGUGGCGAUCCAUAUCACCGCCGGCCAGCCCAGCCGUACGCCCGAGUUGUUGAGUAUCCGGUACCGGAACAGCGAGCGAGAGAUCCGCAACGUGUUUAUCGAAGAUGGGAUGGUGGUAUUUGUCAGCCGAUAUCACAAAGGGUUCCAUAUCACCAACGAUACCAAGGUGAUUCAGCGGUAUUUGCCGCAGGAGGUUGGGGAGUUGGUCGUCCGAUAUAUAUGGUUGGUGUUGCCGUUUGUGGAGAUAUUGCAAGCAUAUCAGUGGCAGCAGCGAGGCACCCCCACCCCCCGCCGACAAGAGUAUUUAUGGGGCCCCGACGCCGGCAGCGAGAAGGCGUGGACGGGCGUACGAUUCCGGAAGGCGUUGGAAUCGGCCACGGCCGCGGGGUUGCACGGGCAGGCGGUCCACGUGUCGGCAUACCGCGACAUCGCCAUCGCGAUCAGCCGGCGGUAUUUACGGGGCAAGAGCCAGUUUGAGAGUAACGUGCAGGAGGGCACGGGCGAGGCGGCCCCCCCGUACGACCCCGACGAUGAGGGUGGGAUGGACGAGGAGGAGUUGAUGGGGCAUAUUGCGGAUUUGCAAGCCACCCAUUCGUCCCACGUGGCCGGGAUGAUGUACGGUCGUACGAUCAUGGAGCCCACCAACAGCACCACGCACCGGCGGCAGCGGUUCCGGCAGUCCAGCCAGGAUUGGCAUCAAUUUUUAGGGUUUGCAUCCGCCGUCCGCGCCGGGGUAUGCGGUAAGCGUCCGAAUCCGUGGGAGGAUGAUGCCGAGGAGAGCCGGACGCAGCGGCGGUAUCAGUUACAGCAGGCCCAUAUGUUGCAGUCGUUCCAGCAGAUGGUCGGACGGCCCGAGAUGGUAUUCCGUGGGGUGCAGGAGCCCGCGUUGCGGGCGAUCCAGCAGGGGGUCAGCCCGGUCGUGGCGGUGAUGCCCACCGGGGGGGGCAAGAGCAUAUUAUUCAUGUUACCCGCGUGGGUCGGGGGUGGAUUGACGGUGGUGGUCGUCCCGUUGAUCGCGUUACGCCAGGAUAUGGUCCAGCGGUGCGAGCAGUUGGGGAUAUCAUGCGUGCCGUACGACCGCCAGCGGCCCCCGGACGAAGCGUCGAUCGUGUUGGUCACCCCCGAGAGCACCCGCAGCCAGGGGUUCCGGACGUUUUUGAACCGGCAGCGGAUGUUGCAGCGGUUGGAGCGGAUCGUGAUCGAUGAGUGCCACGUCGUGUUGAACAAUCAAGAUGAUUUCCGGCCCCAGUUGCAGAUGAUGGGGGAGUUGCGGGCCGCCAAGACGCAGAUGGUCAUGUUGACGGCCACGUUACCCCCGGCGGCCGAGCCCACGUUAUUAUACCGGAUGGGGUGGCCCCGGGAGCAGGUGGCCAUAUACCGGGCCCGCACGCACCGGCCCAACGUGGCAUACCGGGUAUGGUGCCCGGAGGUGGAGGCGGGGUACGAUCACCCAUCCCAGUGGAUCCAGAUGGACGGGGUGAUCCAGUUUAUCCAGGAGCGGGUCCAGCGGGCCCACCCCGGACGGGUGAUCGUAUAUGGGAGUAUCGUGGCGCACGUCCGGAUGAUGGCGGACCAGUUAGGGUGUGACGCAUAUUUCAGCCAGCAGCACGAUCAAGAUGGGGUGUUAGCCCGGUUCCGUACGACGGCGGGGGCGGUGAUCGUGGCCACCAACGCGUUAGGCAUGGGGAUCGACAUUCCGGACAUCCGCAGCGUGAUCCAUUUGGGGCAGCCCCGUACGAUAUUGGAUUACGCGCAGGAGAGCGGGCGUGCGGGGCGUGACGGGUUGCCGAGUGAGGCGAUCAUCAUUCAGCCGGAGGGGCAGCGGGUGGGAUAUCAGCAGCGUCCGGCUUGGAUGCCCGAGUCCGCGGAGGAGCAGCAGCGGGUGCAGCAGUAUAUGUUGCCGUUGGACGCGGGGGGUGGAUGCCGGCGGGUGAUAUUAGAUGAAUAUUUAGAUGGGCAUGUCCGGCCGGGGUGUACGGACGACGAAUCGGCAUGUGAUGGGUGUGAUCGGGGGUGGUAUCCACGCGAGACGGAUAUCGGUGACGAGAUGGAGAGCAGCACGCCGGACGGGCAUACCAGGGUACCCAGAGUGCAGACGUCCGGGGAAGAGAGCCCCAGCGAGAGGUCCCGCGAGAGGUCCCGCGAGAGGUCCAGCGAGAGGUCCCACGAGAGGUCCCGCGAGAGGUCCAGCGAGAGGUCCCGCGAGAGGUCCAGCGAGAGGUCCAGCGAGAGGUCCAGCGAGAGGUCCAGCGAGAGGUCCAGCGAGAGGUCCAGCGAGAGGUCCGGGGGAGAGAGCCCCAGCCCAGGGUCCACAGGAGAGAACGCAGGGCAGGGGUCCCGGGGAGAGGGCCCGUCCAUCCCCAUGGCCGUCCGACAUGAGUUCCGGCGGCAGGACAUCCAGCGGGCCCAGUUGUCCAGCCAACGACCCGAGGCCAGGCAGGACCAGAUCCAGAGAGAUAUGUAUUUCCAGAGUGAGAUCGGACGGUGGUUGAUGCGGUGUUGGUCGUGUGCGCAGGAGGGGAGGGAUGACGGACAUGAGUUGUUUCGGUGUCCGUGGGGGUAUAAUAUCGAGGCCAAGGCGUGGUGGAAGCGGAUGCGUGCGUUUGAUGGGAUCCGUUACCAGGAUUACAGCGCGCAUUUCCGGUGUGGGAUGCCGCAGUCGAUAUGCCCGCAGGGGGAUCCCAGCAAAGCGAUAUCCCGUACGACGGAGGCGCAGCAGAGAUGUGAGCAAUACCGGCACACAUUGUUACCGAUGGUGGCGAUGAUGUUGUUCAGCCAGAAAACGCAUGCGGAGAUCCGUACGGCGUGGGAUCGACGGUUACAGUAUGUCGGGGUGGAUAGUACGGAUGAGGAGCAGUUAAAGCGGUAUUUUGGGGGUAUGGCAGAAGAGAUUGCAUGCCAGCAGUCCCGGUUAGUACAGGAGUUCAUUUGGUGUCGAAGGAUUUAUCAGGGGCAUGAAGUCGAGUAG
This is a messenger RNA of Penicillium odoratum, 5010 nucleotides long. RefSeq lists its product as uncharacterized. Gene Ontology annotation, cellular component: cytoplasm; chromosome. Gene Ontology annotation, biological process: double-strand break repair via homologous recombination. The record is from RefSeq and is a predicted model, not a curated record. Lineage: Eukaryota; Fungi; Ascomycota; Eurotiomycetes; Eurotiales; Aspergillaceae. Gene Ontology annotation, molecular function: ATP binding; nucleic acid binding; 3'-5' DNA helicase activity. The transcript has a single exon. Bases 1 to 5010 code for a protein of 1669 amino acids.